AUGUCGAAUAACGAUGAUAUUUUACUCACCUUCGAUAGCCGGGUCGCUAUAGUCACCCUCAACCGGCCCAGAAAACUCAAUGCUUUGACAGCAUCCCUCUACUACGCCUUGGGAGAAGUACUUCGACAGAUCGAUACAAGAGACGACAUACUCAUCACGGUCAUUACAGGCACCGGCCGCUUUUUCUCAGCUGGCGCGGACGUAAGUGCAGGCACUUUGGACGACGACGCCAGCGGCAGCAAUGCUCGACUCGCCGCUCUGCGGUCGUUUGCCGCCGUGACACUCGACGUUACGCGGGCAUUUUAUCAGCAUCGAAAAAUCCUGGUUGCCGCCCUCAAUGGACCGGCAGUGGGUCUCUCUGCGGCACUGGUGGCUCUGGCCGACUUCAUCUACGCUGCUCCCCACACCUACCUGCUCGCCCCCUUCUCUUCCAUUGGCUCUCUCGCCGAAGGGGCUUCUUCCCGGACAUUUAUACAGCGACUCGGGGCCAGCAAGGCCAAUGAAGCACUUAUCAUGGGCAAACGGAUCACGUCCGAUGAGCUCCAAGCAGCUGGGUUUGUGAACAUGGUCAUGUCACCGGCAUCCGGCAAGCAGGACGACAGCGCAGGCUUCCUGAAAGAGGUUCUCAACGAGGUUAACGAUCGUCUGGGUAUCCAUCUCAAUGCCAGCAGUAUGUUGGCAAUAAAGGAGCUGAUUCGUCAACCCGAGCGAGAACUAUUGGAUCAACAAAAUCUUCGGGAGGUGGUGGCAGGAACCGAACGUUUCGCGUCAGGGGUUGUGCAAGCCAGGUUCAAGGCUCUCGCUGGUGGUGCAAGACAUAAACUAUGA
Molecule: messenger RNA, 828 nt
Organism: Fonsecaea pedrosoi CBS 271.37
Lineage: Eukaryota; Fungi; Ascomycota; Eurotiomycetes; Chaetothyriales; Herpotrichiellaceae
Exons: 2
Coding region: 1-828 (275 amino acids)
Biological process (GO): fatty acid beta-oxidation
Cellular component (GO): peroxisomal matrix
Source: RefSeq, a predicted model, not a curated record